AUUUUGGCUCUUUCUUACUCAAUUUUAAUCUAAACGAAGUCAACAUUUUCAUUCAUUGCAGUUACGGUAAAUCCUGAUUAUAAACCAACCCCCUGAAACCCACAUUUCAUAGAUUUGCACUUGCAUGCAGCAGAAAUUUCCGAUUUCUGUUGAGUUCAUUCAUUUCCUUUGAUUCUGCAAAUGAAACACAGGUUUAGGAGCCGUUCUUUCUUUGCUUUAGCCAAAUUGCUAGCUAUUUUCUGUCCACUUCUUUUGAUUUUCUACACAUUCUUGUAUAACCCUCCCUGUAAUGAGCCUUCUUCAGAUAUGUUGUCACCAAUGGUGGUGAAACUCUCCAACUCAACUGAAACUGUGAAUUACCCCACAAACAUUAGCCACAUUAAGUUCGUUUUGGUCGGCUGCACUAAAACAUGGCUGACCAGGAGACCCUACACUGAAGCCUGGUGGAGACCAAACCAAACCAGGGGAAACAUCUUCAUGGACUCACCUCCCCCUAAAGAAUUCCUCCCUUGGCCUAAAACUUCUCCACCCUUUCAGCUGAAUACAGAUGCCACUAAGUUACCGGUAUACCCGAAGCUGGCCAACCCGAUCGAGGCUCGGAUUUUCCGAUCCGUAUUGGACUCAUUUAGUCUAGGGGAUAACCAAGGUGUGAGAUGGUUCGUAAUGGCGGAUGAUGACACGGUGUUUUUCAUCGACAAUUUGGUACAAGUGCUGGCCAAGUAUGACCACACAAAGCAAUAUUAUGUUGGCAUGCAUUCGGAGUCAGUGAUUUCCAACUUCCUAUUCGCCUUUGAUAUGGCGUACGGUGGUGCCGGAUAUGCUUUGAGCUAUUCACUAGUGGAACAACUGGCGCCAUUGAUGAAUGAUUGCCUUGAAAGAUACCCAUUCAUGCAUACCAGUGACCAUUUAACAUCCUCUUGUUUAUUUGAUUUGGGGGUUGCUCUAACCCUUGAAAGGGGUAUUCAUCAGAUUGAUCUUCUUGGAGAUAUAUCAGGCAUGAUAUCAGCUCAUCCACAGGUACCGAUUGUUACACUUCACCAUUUCGACAAUAUAGACCCAAUCUUCCCUAACAGGAACCGAACCGAAGCAGUAAAGCAUCUGAUGAAAGCCGCCGAAAUCGACCAAUCACGGCUGGCACAGCAAACGAUAUGCUACGACAAGCCAAUGAAUUGGUCUGUGUCAGUCUCAUGGGGUUACUCAGUUCAUAUAUAUGAAAGUAUUAUUCCUCGGAGUAUCCUAAGGAAACCCCUUGAGACAUUUAAACCCUGGAAGGAUGGUCCGCCUCCAUUGUACAUGUUCAAUACCAGGUUGCUUACCAACGAUCCAUGUCAUACGCCCCAUGUAUUCUUCAUGGAAUACAUUAGGAAAUUGAAAGGAAAUUCCGUAGUUCUUACAACCUAUAGACGAAAAGCUCCGCGUCGGCAACAACCUUGUUUCGUCCCCGGAAAUUAUUCGGCGGAUAAUAUCCUCAGAGUUCGAGUUUUCUCGAAUGCAACAGUGCGGAAGGAGGCUGGGAAAAUUGAUUGCUGCAAUGUGCUGCAUAUGGCUGGCAUGAAUGUCAUGAACAUCAAGUUAAGGAAUUGUAGGAAGGGUGAAGUCAUUGCAUAGUUGGAUCAUCUUCGGUUGUAUUGAUCUUAAAUGGUAUAUGUAUAAAUAUAGUAGGGAUAUGUUUACAUUAAAAAUUAUUAAUCUCAUAGGCUGCUAGUCAACUUUUUUUAAUAUCAUAAAGCUAAUUUGACAACUCCACUAGCUACUAUAUUUUCAUUUCCAUAACCAAAAGAUGUUAUGAGACACCACUAAGUAAUAUUUUUAUUGCACCUGAUGUAAACGAAAUUAGAAAUUUAUAGAAUUUUGAUUUUAUAAACAA
Molecule: messenger RNA, 1867 nt
Organism: Gossypium raimondii (Peruvian cotton)
Lineage: Eukaryota; Viridiplantae; Streptophyta; Magnoliopsida; Malvales; Malvaceae
Exons: 3
Coding region: 181-1608 (475 amino acids)
Molecular function (GO): acetylglucosaminyltransferase activity
Source: RefSeq, a predicted model, not a curated record